AUGGCGGUCGACAAUUCGCUGGAGUCGCUGCUCGCGACGCUCACAACCUCGAUCCAAUCCGCCACCGAGGCCCUGCCCAAGGACGACAUCCUGCCGCCCAAGGAAGGCAUCUCGCUCCUCGAUGUCAAGAACGAGCUGCUGCUCUCGUACCUGCAGAACCUCGUCUUCCUGAUCCUCCUCAAACUGCGAGCGCGCUCCUCCGGCGCGAGCGACCAGCUCCACCCCCAAGAUGAGGUCGUGCAGAAGCUCGUCGAGCUGCGAAUCUACCUGGAGAAGGGCGUGCGCCCGCUCGAGAACCGCCUGAAAUACAACAUCGACAAGAUCAUCCGCAGCGCCGACGACGCCGCCCGCCGCGCCGCACAGCCCGCCAAACCAAAGGCGCGCCCCCACGCCUCCGACGACAGCGACGCCUCGUCCGUCGCCUCGCACCAAACCGCCGACUCGGACGACGAAAUGGCCUACGCCCCCAACAAAGCCGCCGUCGCACGCGCCCGCCCCGAGGAGCCCACGCGCGACCACGCCCCCGCAAAAGACGGCAUCUACCGCCCGCCGCGCAUCACGCCCAUCGCGAUGCCGACAACCGAGGCCCGCGAGCGCCGCGAGCGCCGCCCCGCGCAGUCCGCCACCCUCAACGAGUUCAUCGCCACGGAGCUCUCGUCCGCGCCCCUCGCCGAGCCCUCCAUCGGCAGCACCAUCACGCACGGCGGGCGGCACACGAAGAGCGAGAAGGAGCGCCGCGAGGAGCGCGAGCGCCGCGACUACGAAGAGGCGAACUUCACGCGCCUCGCGCCCAAGAGCAAGAAGGAUCUGCGCAAGGAGGAGCGCGGGCGCGCGGGCGGGUUUGGCGGCGAGGAGAUGCGCGGGAUUGGGGCCGGGAUUGAUCGGAUUGAGCGGCUGACGGAGAAGAAGGGCAAGGCCAAGGGCGGGAGUCUGGAGAAGAGCCGCAAGAGGCCCGUGGAGGAUGGGCCGCGGGGGAGCGGGAGUGCGGUUGGGGAUGCGUUUGAGAAGCGGCGGAAGAUUGUGGGGCGGUACAAGUAA
Boeremia exigua is the source of this 1038-nucleotide messenger RNA. Its product is annotated as U3 small nucleolar ribonucleoprotein-like protein Lcp5. Gene Ontology annotation, cellular component: nucleolus; small-subunit processome. Bases 1 to 1038 code for a protein of 345 amino acids. The transcript has a single exon. Gene Ontology annotation, biological process: maturation of SSU-rRNA from tricistronic rRNA transcript (SSU-rRNA, 5.8S rRNA, LSU-rRNA). NCBI's taxonomy places the organism in Eukaryota, Fungi, Ascomycota, Dothideomycetes, Pleosporales, Didymellaceae. The record is from RefSeq and is a predicted model, not a curated record.